CGUUCCAUCACAUCUGGUGCGGAGGACCUGAACCAGGAAGUUGGUCACCAGAUAACACGGUCACCAGUUAAACCGUAACACCGGUAACUUCGCCUUUGCAGCAGGGCAACUGGGUGAUUGUGAGACGGCAUAGUCGCGGGUCAAAACACCGCUCUUCUGUUCUGAUCAGAACAUCAAACAGGUUCUCCCCACUCAGUGACGCAGCCACUGAGAAACCUGAUCAAAGUGAUCUAGUUAUUGGCGAUUCUAUUGUACGGAACGUGAAAAUAGAGACACCAGCCACCAUAGUCCAGUGUUUACCGGGAGCCAGAGCACCUGACAUCUUGGCAAAUUUAAAAGCGCUGGCUAAUGCUAAACGUAAAUUCAGUAAGAUCGUUAUUCACGUCAGCACAAAUGAUGUUCGACUUCGCCAGUCGGAGAUCACUAAAAAUAAUGUUAAAGAGGUGUGUGAACUUGCAAGUACGAUGUCAGACACUGUAAUUUGCUCUGGCCCCCUCCCUGCGUAUCGUGGUGACGAGAUACAUAGCAGACUGUCGUCACUAAAUGGCUGGAUGUCUAAGUGGUGCCCGCAGAAUAACAUAGGUUUCAUAGACAAUUGGACAAGUUUUUGGGGCAGACCUGACCUGUUGAAAAGAGAUGGUCUUCAUCCCUCCAGGGGUGGUGCCGCUCUUCUCUCUAGUAAUAUGGCAUAUAGUCUUAGAGUUUGCACUUGACUAACUGGAGCCCAGGUCAGGAAGCAGACAGACUGGCUAAUCCGACCAUCUGCUAGCCGCCUCACGUCACCGAAACCAGUUAAUUCUCAGCACAUAGAGACCCUUACACCUAGAUAUCAUGCUAUAGAGACUGUGUCUGUUCUCCGAGCUAGACAAUACAAAAGACGUCCAAACCAAUUUAAGAGUAACAAUCUAAUCAACGUUAAACAAAUUAAAAAUUUACAUAAUACAGAGAAACAAAUGAUAAAACUUGGCCUUUUGAAUAUCAGGUCCCUCUCCACAAAAGCGCUUUUUGUAAAUGAUAUGAUCAUUGAUCAUAACCUAGAUGUGCUAUGUUUGACAGAAACCUGGCUAAAACCAGAUGAUUACAUUAUCUUAAACGAGUCUACCCCUAAUGGUUACCAUUAUAAACAUGAGCCAUGUCUAAAAGGUAAAGGGGGAGGUGUUUCCACAAUUUAUAGCAAUAUUUUUAGUGUUUCACAGAGAGCGGAUUUCAAGUAUAACUCAUUUGAAGUAAUGGUGCUUCAUGUAACAUUAUCCAGAGAAACAAGUGUUAAUGAUAAAUCCCCCAUGACAUUUGUACUUGCUACUGUAUACAGGCCACCAGGGCACCAUACAGAUUUUCUUAAAGAAUUUGCUGAUUUUAUAUCUGAGCUGGUGUUAGCUACAGAUAAGGUCUUAAUAGUAGGUGACUUUAACAUCCAUGUUGAUAUUGAAAAUGAUGCACUGGCAGCUGCAUUUACAGACAUUUUAAAUUCUAUUGGAGUUAGACAACACGUGUCAGGUCCCACUCAUUGUCGAAAUCAUACUCUAGACUUAAUACUGUCACAUGGACUUGAUGUCAAUGCCGUUGAGAUUCUGCAGCAAAGUGAUGAUAUCUCUGAUCAUUAUCUAGUCUCGUGUAUUCUCCAGAUGACUAAAACUGUAAAUCCAACUCCUUAUUACAAGUAUGGUAGAACCAUCACUUCUACUACAAAAGAUUGCUUUCUGAGUAAUCUUCCUGACUUAUCUGAAUUCCUCAGCAUGUCCAAUAGCUCAGAAAAACUUGAUGAUGUAACAGAAACUAUUGACUCUCUCUUUUCCAGGACUCUAGAUACGGUCACUCCUCUGCACCUAAGGAAGAUUAAGGAAAACACACUUGGAGCAGAUGUGAAGGGGGAGGAGAAUUUAUACGUGCGUCACGUUAAGUCGAUAAAAGACUUCCGCAUAGGAUACACCUGUGUAUCCUCGCUGAUCGCUCCUCAUGAAGCCUCCUCCCUCCUCGAUCCUCGCCUCCUCGCGGUGCAAUUAGAGAAUUGA
This is a messenger RNA of Labeo rohita (rohu), 2012 nucleotides long. RefSeq lists its product as uncharacterized. Bases 954 to 2012 code for a protein of 352 amino acids. NCBI's taxonomy places the organism in Eukaryota, Metazoa, Chordata, Actinopteri, Cypriniformes, Cyprinidae. The record is from RefSeq and is a predicted model, not a curated record. Gene Ontology annotation, molecular function: catalytic activity. The transcript has 2 exons.